Messenger RNA from Pochonia chlamydosporia 170, 1584 nucleotides. RefSeq names its product tRNA-dihydrouridine synthase 1. The record is from RefSeq and is a predicted model, not a curated record. The coding region runs from base 1 to 1584 and encodes 527 amino acids. Gene Ontology annotation, biological process: tRNA processing. Gene Ontology annotation, molecular function: tRNA dihydrouridine synthase activity; flavin adenine dinucleotide binding. Lineage: Eukaryota; Fungi; Ascomycota; Sordariomycetes; Hypocreales; Clavicipitaceae. The transcript has 2 exons.
AUGACGACCACGGAUACAACACAGGGUGCGCCUACAGCCGAUGCCACCCAGGGAAGGAAAAAGUUGCAUGGCAGAGCGUUUUACGAGAGCAUUGGGAAACCCAAGUAUAUUGUAGCUCCAAUGGUGGACCAGUCCGAGUUUGCCUGGCGAAUGCUCACGCGAUCCUUUCUCACUGAAGAGGAAAAGAAGAAAAUGCUGGCCUAUACGCCCAUGUUUCACGCCCGUCUCUUCUCUCAGGAAAUCAAGUACCGCAGAGCCCAUUUCCAAUCUACGAAGCCCGAUUCACAUGACCCCUGGCUCGACGGCAACCCAUCCAUCGACCGGCCUCUCUUCGUACAAUUUUGCGCCAACGACCCCGAAGCUCUACUCUCUGCGGCCAAGCAAGUCGCUCCCUACUGCGACGCGGUCGACUUGAACCUUGGCUGCCCGCAAGGUAUUGCGCGCAAGGGUCACUACGGCGCAUUCCUACAAGAAGAUCAGGACUUGAUCUUUCGGCUGAUCAACACGUUGCACAAGGAACUUUCUGUUCCUGUGACAGCCAAGAUUCGCAUCCUGGAGGAUAAAGAGAAGACGUUGGCGUAUGCGCAGAACGUCUUGAAGGCUGGUGCGUCGAUAUUAACGGUUCAUGGACGACGAAGGGAGCAAAAGGGGCACUUGACAGGUGUGGCAGACUGGAAGAUGUUGAGGUUUCUGAGAGAUAGCCUGCCGCCAGAAACUGUUAUCUUUGCGAAUGGUAACAUUUUACAGGGUGGGGAUAUUGACGAGUGUCUGACUGCCACAGGGGCCGAUGGUGUGAUGAGUGCGGAGGGAAAUCUGAGUGAUCCUGCGCUCUUUGCGAAACCGCCGACUGUAGGGGAUGAAGGGAGAGAGUACUGGAGGGGGAGGGACGGCAAUGGCGGCUGGCGAGUCGAUGCCAUCACGCGCCGAUAUCUGGAUAUCUUGCACAAACACGCCCUUGGGGUCGAACCUCCCGUCAGACGACCGCUGUUCAUCCCAGGAGACGACACAGCCUGGUUAGAAGAGCAAGCCCAAGAAGCUGAAUCCGAGGAACGCCCUCAAAAGCGCCGCAAGAAGGAUUCCGACGGUGGAAAACGCGACGAGGCUUCACCGAAUUUGACAGCCAUGCAACCGCAUCUAUUCCACCUGUUACGACACUUUGUUUCCAAGCACACCGAUAUAAGAGACAUGUUGGCCCGCAGCCGCAGAGAUGGUAUACAGGGGUACGAAAGGGUUCUCGGAGCAGUAGAGCGACGAGUCGCAAAGGAAUUAAUAGAAUAUGAGGCCACCGACGGGAAGAGCUUCCAACAAGAGCUGGACAAGCUGGGCGAUGAGACGGACGAUUUACCAGAGGGAGAGAGCUCAAAGGGCACGGUGAGGAGGUGUAAGCGGCCUGUGUGGGUUGCGCAGCCGAUUAUUCGGCCGUUGCCGGCGGAGGCGUUGGCCAAGGGGGCGAUACGGUUGACCAAGAAGGAGUUGGAGGCGAAGGCGAGGGAGACGGGGGUUGAGAAGAAGAGUGGUGGUGGUGAGGGAGAAGAGGGGAAGAAGGAGGAUAUAAAGGCGAGGGAUGAGCUUGUUUCUGGGUAG